This is a messenger RNA of Ectocarpus sp. CCAP 1310/34, 3064 nucleotides long. NCBI's taxonomy places the organism in Eukaryota, Phaeophyceae, Ectocarpales, Ectocarpaceae. The record is from the annotation of a GenBank genome assembly.
GUUGUAGUCUUGUGUCUUUGUGGUUGCUGCUCACGCACUGCCGGGUCUGCGCUCAAGCCACGGCGUCAAUGCCACACGCGCCGUUAACGCCUCAACUCUGGUGCAUCUGUCCCAGCCAAUAGUGCCUUGCCUGGCCGUGAGGAUUGUGUGUGCUGGUUCGACUGCGUCUCAAGACGAGGUUCGGCGAAAGUGACGUUGUUUGUUGUUCCUGCUGGAAACAGUCAACACAGCGGGGUGACACCUGUUGCUGUUGGAGAACUCACCCGGAGCUUGUCAUGUCGGCUAGCUGGAGCCAUGCGAAGAGCCGACUUGUGUUUGGCUCGGGCUUCAGAAAGAUUCUCGUGGUGGUGAAGCACAGCGCUUACGAGUCAUACAAAGCGCUCAAAGCGCAGGGGAAGGCUCCGACGGCGGUGAGGUGGGAGAGGCUCAAGAACCGCCACGACAUCCACCGCGAGUGCGUCGCCUCGGUGGAGAGGGUGCUGACCAGGCACAAGUCGGAAUAUGCCCUGGUCGGGAGGGAGGAGCUAGAUCGACAGCACAUAUCGAAGGUAGACUUGGUGAUUUCCGUGGGCGGGGACGGGACGGUUUUGUCGGCGAGCCACUUCCUCGGAAACAACAUCCCGCUGGUGGGCGUCAACAGCGAUCCCAACAGGGCGGAGGAGAUCAUGAACACCACCAAGAAGACCGACGAGAGAAGGAGCUUCGGAGCGCUGUGCAUGUGCACCGCUCUCGACGUUGAGGAGAUGCUGCCUAAGGUCUUGCUGAGAGAAAUGGAGCCGCAACGGCGAACACGACUGGAAACAUCCAUAAAGAGCACGUUCACGGAGACCAAGCUGCCGCCGACUCUCAACGAUUUGUUGUUAGCGAACCCUAAUCCAGCGGCUGUCAGCCGAUUCCGAUUGGGCUUGGUCCCUGCGGAAGGCGCAUCCGCCCGCGAGUGGUUCAACGUUUGGUCGUCGGGUAUGUGGGUGUGUACAGCGACGGGGUCGACGGCGGCGAUGAAGGCAGCAGGGGGGCAACCCAUGGCACCAGACUCGUCAGACAUGCAGUACAUGGUGCGGGAGCACAUGGUGGAAGCCCACAUGGAGCACCUGCGUUCGAAGGGGCAGGGUAUCGUUCCUCAGGGUUCGAAGAUAGAGAUUCGCUGGAACUCCAAGGAUGGGUUCGUUUACAUCGACGGGGAGCACUCGGUGCACUCGGUGCAGCUAGGAGACGAGCUGCAAAUGUCAGCGAAUGCACCCCCCCUGUACCUUUACGCCCAGGAGCCACCACCUGUAGGACCAGACAAGCCAAUCUCUGCACCUUGGCGGCAUUUGUGACGGGAGUUGCUUCUUAUCCCAUGUGGUUUUUGUCGGAGCUGCGAGAUGACGACGGUGGAGUCGAUGGCAGCGCUGGGCAAGCUCCAACUGCUUCUUUUACCUCACGGAGCUGUUGCAAUGCUGCAGUCCCGGCUCUCACUGGAGGGCCUGGCGUCUGGAUUGGUCGGGUUGGAUGUCUUGUUUCACGCCUCGGAAAUGUCGUCUUGCUGCACGCUCGUUGCCGAGGCGAGCAGCACGUUACUGGUAGUUCGCCAGUUUGUAAGAUUCUCAUCCCCGACCUCCUGCUGCAUGUGUUCCAGGCAGCUCGUGAAGUGUUGAUGGGCCGCCCAAAUCUUGCGCGACUUGUCGUGUCGGAGUUGCGAGUGGGACGGCCGCGCACCAAUGUAGAGGACGAUGAUUUUUAGUAUUGACGAACAGCCGCUGAAAAUGCGGCGAAUUCAUAUCGUAGCAAGACAACGCGGGCUGACUAUCGCUACGAGGGUGGUUGUCGCCGUUGCUCACCGUGUUAGAUAUGGCUGUUGAGGGUUGGCUGAACCGCGUUGUCGAACACACCUGACCUCGCAUGACUGAGAGUAGUUCCAUGUCUCCAAUCUGGGUUUAGUUUGGCGUACUCUUCUUGAAAGCUCCCUGCUGUAGCGGAAAGUUGUUCUCGCUGAGCUUCGCCAAUCUCAAUGCUUUGGUGGCGAAUUUUUUUGUCAAGUCUUCCUUGGGCGUCGUUCAUCUUCGUGGGUGGCCGGGGUGUACUUUGGCUCGUUUAAUUAACGUCAAAGGGGUGUUGCCGUGUGUUGGAGGCAAAAGCCAAGUAAAAUAUGAGCUUCAAUAGAUAGGUCGGGGGCGAAACGAUAACAUGUCUUUGGUGCCUUGCACAUCGCUCCGGAAGGCCUCCUACGUACAUACUGGUGCGAGAUUUGUUUCCCAUCUCUCAAACGUUGGUAAGUCGUGUUGUGCUUCGCGCGAGGCACGCGAUGGUUGAGCUUGGUUACGGUAUUAUCGUAAUAUCCUCUGUGCUACCCCCAAACGCGAAUCGCCUCAAGCGUGGAGAAAGCGUAGCCGUACUAGCGUCGGGAUUAUACAAUAACAAAUUUAUGUAUUCGGACUGUGCUGAAAAUGUCCUUCGGGGUGGGGCGAUAUCUGUUUGCCAAUCUUCGCGAUCUCCGCCGGGGCAAACACAACAAUCGUUGCUCUUGUUUGUUGCAAGCUCCCCCAGCUCCUUCUAUCCGUUCUACUAACUAUUCUGGAAUGCUUGCUCAUAUACGUAUUUUGACUCGACGUCGAAGCAGCAGCGUGUGUUUGUAUUUGAGCUGUGUCUCUCUGAUUUUGAUAGCACCGCGCAGGGGAAUUUUUUCCACGGGUCGUUCCUGUUGUCAAAGAUCCUCCCUUGUCUCUUGUUGAUUAGCCCGGGGAUGAUUUUUUUUCCCAACACUUUACGAUUGCUCCUCCGGGGGGUAUAGCGGUACGCUGUAGAGGAAAAUGGGCGGGUCUUGCCUGUUAUCGUUGAGGACAGCUUCUACCGAGAAUGCACCGGAAGGCUGUGCCCACCUGCAGCACAGAUGAGGUUUGUUGAGGGAUGGUGUAGUCUUGUGCCCAAUGCGGGAUUGCAGUAAACGACACCGGGAGUGGAAAGUCGUCCUUGCCUCCUGUGAGAGUUGGGGUGAGCACACGUAACCUCCUCGUGUAUUGAUGUCGAAAGAAAUCGGCAGAGGUCGAGCACACCAGUUUGAAACAAGAGCAUAAGCACGUGCUGA